AUGACCCUCCUACUCCUGUCUCUUUUCUUCCCUUUAUUCUUCCUAGCUUACAUUAGUUACAUAUUCUACCAAAAACGCCGAUUCAAGCUCCCACCGGGCCCACGCCCAUGGCCAAUCGUCGGAAACCUCUACGACGUCAAACCGGUCAGGUUCCGCUGCUACGCAGAGUGGGCACAGCAAUAUGGUCCGAUCAUCUCCGUUUGGUUUGGAUCAACUCUAAACGUUAUCGUUUCCAACAGUGAGUUAGCAAAAGAAGUACUGAAGGAAAAGGACCAACAAAUGGCGGAUCGGCACCGGAGCAGAUCGGCGGCGAAGUUUAGCAGAGAAGGGCAGGAUUUGAUUUGGGCGGAUUAUGGACCACAUUAUGUGAAGGUUCGGAAAGUAUGUACACUUGAAUUGUUUUCACGGAAGAGGCUUGAAGCUCUAAGACCAAUUAGGGAAGAUGAAGUUAGGGCUAUGGUGGAAUCUAUUUUCAAGGACUGUACUCAUCCUGGUAAGUCUAUUCUUUUUUAA
Molecule: messenger RNA, 513 nt
Organism: Lactuca saligna
Lineage: Eukaryota; Viridiplantae; Streptophyta; Magnoliopsida; Asterales; Asteraceae
Source: the annotation of a GenBank genome assembly